AAUCUAAUUAAGUUGCGUGGAGCCAUUUUCCACUUUGUGUCACCACUUGCUUGCCUCUUCCUUCCUUUCUUUGUGUGUUUUUGAAACAGCUUUUGCUUCUUUAUCACUCUGCAACAUAACACAACACAACAACAACAUUUGUACGAUCAAAUCCUUCAACGAUUUCAUUGUCUCCACAUAAAUAAUAUUCAUUAAACAAAUCAAAACACCAUCUCUUGCUGUUUUUUCAAGCUUUGGUUUUUAUGUUAGUUGCUAUUUUUCUCAUAUACUCAAAAAAAGUCAAUGCACCCUUUUUAUUUUCUACUUACACCCCCCAUUUGGAUCUAAAUCUCUUUUAGUUCAUUCCCAAUUGUGAAGCUUCUUAAAACCUUCUUGGGUCUUCACCAAUUACCAUAAAGACUGAUUUUUUCUGAUUUUUUUUAGCUUUUGUUAUGAAUUUCUCAUAUGGGUCAUUUUAUUUUUCAUGGUUUUGAGAUUGGUGCUUCUGAUAAAAAGGGUGGGGCAUACAAGUAUUAUUAUUUUUGUCUAAUGUAGACAAACUUUGAGAUCCAAGAGUACAAGAUUCAUAAAAUAUUCUUAAGGACUUAGUCAUGUAUAAACCAUUUGUGACAUGUGAUGAUCCAAAAGGAGUUGUUGAAUGUGGGACUAUAAUGAGAUAUAGGACAAUUAAGGACAAGUCAAAGAGUCGGAGGCCGGCCGAAAAUUUACAGGCAUCAUUGACAAAUAAAUCAGACAAAGAGAAGAAGGCAUCGAAAGGCUCGAAUGUAAGAGAUUUCGAUCCGUCUUCGUUGCAGCUUGUAGAGGUGUCUAGAGGAGCUGAAAAGUUGAACAACAUGAUUGAGUCAUGGUCUAGAGGUUUAAGGUAUGAUGGAAAAUCAGAAGAUAUUGCAAAGGAUUUGUUGAAAGGUGCUCUUGAUUUGCAAGAAUCGCUCGAGAUGCUUCGAAAGGUGCAAGAAGCUUCGCAUAAUAUGGCUCGGUCGAAGAGAAAACAAGACGAGAAACGCGUUGAUGCGAAGGUGAUGAUGGAUAGAACAAGACCAAUGUGUGCUAAUCAAUUUGAUGAACAUAACUAUUCAAUUGGAGUUCAAAGAGAGGAACUUAAGAAAGUGAUUAAGGAGAGUUUGGUUAGACAGAAUCUAUUUCCAAGCACAAGCUAUGAAGGAUUGGAUUCGGCUUCUGCUUCAGCUUCAGCUUUUCCUUCAACCAGCUCAAGUCAAUCUUCUGUUGUUUGGUAUGACAAGCUUUCUGAUUCUUCUUUGUCACCAAAUAUUCCAAAGAAGGAAAGAGGUAGUACCAAUCUUGUUGCAAAGUUGAUGGGAUUAGAACAAGUUCCUUCAAGAUCAUUUCCAUCUAUUAUGCAGAAACAAUUGGAAAGUUCAAAGAUUGUGAAUCAAAAGAGACCUGUUUUUGAGAUUGACAUGCCUAAGAUAAGAAAGCAUAGCUCAAUAGUAGAAAAGGUUAAUCUGCAAAGACCAAAGACUCUGAGGGAAAUUCUUGAGACUACUCAUUUCAAUGGAAUGUUGAAGAAUAGUAGUCCUGUUAGAGAUCACACGCUUCGUGUCGAACAUUCUGAUGAUCUCCAUUACGAACAUUUUGAUGAUUUACCACCUAUUGUACUCAUGAAACCUCGGUAUGGUUCGUAUCAGGAACGCACGAAAACUUAUGAGCAAGUUCCUCAAGAAGAGUUAUCCUUUAGAAAUCUAAAAGAAAAAGAAGUCUCUUCAAAAACCUUCAAACCAAGGGAAGGUUCAACUACCAACAUGAGAAAAGAAAUGGAAGAAAAUAUAUCCAAAAGGCUUGAAAGACCGAAGCGAAUCAAAGAGGUUGUUGAAGUUGAUGUGAAAGAAAUCAAGCCUGUCGAAAAUGAGAAGGCUUCGCGAGGCAAAAGCGAAACAGUUGAUAGAAAAGUUAAGGUAAAGACCAUUACAGUUAGAAGAAAGCCAUUAGAAAAGGAGGUUUCAAAAACUAAAGUUGUGACAAAAGCUCAAGAACAAGUAGGAAUCAUCUCUAGUAGUGAAAAGUCGAAGAAGCCGCGAAGUGUGUCAAGAAUUGACAAGAAUGAGAUUCCAUACAGAAAGAGCACUGCUUCAAAUUCAAAUGCAUAUUCAAAUACAAUUCCAAAACCAAAGACACAAAAGAUUAUCAACUCAAGGGAACAGAAGAAGAGUCAAAUGAAGAAGCAAAGGUCUAUUGAUGAGGCUGAAGUAGCUAAACCAUUUGAUGAACAAUUAAGGCAUGAAGAAGCAAAGAGUAUUGAUGUUUCUUGUAAUGAUGAUUGUGCUGAGAUUAAAAUAAUCACUACAAUAACUGAAGAUCUCACCACUAUGGAUCAUGAAGUAGACACCUAUGCAAACAAUGAAACUAGAGAUAAUGGUGAGGAGGGUCAAAACUCUUCAUGUGAUGAAGUUUUGAAGCUAACUUGUGAACAUGAAAAUGAUGCCGUCCCCACUGCGGAAGCUCGCGACACAGCGAGUAUCGAUGAAACCGAUCUUAAGCAUGACAAAGAAAGUUCUGAGUUGAAAUAUUUGCUUCUAACAAGUAAAUCAUUCAUUAACCAUGCAGAGGAGCUUCUCAAUCUUGAUAUUGAUUAUCCUAAGAUCCAACCAAAGAUUGAAACAAAUGGAAUAUCCAACAAUACCAAACUCUAUUUGGAUUGUGCAAAUGAACUCACUUUGAGAAAAAGCCUUCAAGAGUCACAAACAGUUCACCCUUUAUUGCUAACAUGUGUAGGAAAUUCAAGAUUGAGAAUAUCUUUAGGAAGCUUAGUUGAAGAAGUUAACGAUGCAAUCGAAAAUCUAACAUCGUAUAGCGAAAAUUCGGAGUCUAAACUCAUUUUGGAUAAUGUUUGUGAAAUGCUUGAUAGAGAUUUGAAGUGCAACAAUAGAGUGAUGAAUGGAAUAUGGAACUUUGGUUGGAGACAUGGAUUUUCUUGUGAUGAAGUUGAACAAGUUGUGAAUGAAGUAGAGAUUAUGGUUUUAGGUGGAUUAAUUGAAGAUGUAAUUGUAAAUUUAUGAUUAACAUAUUUUGAGACAUUUUGUUGUCAUAUAAAGUCCUUAGAUUAAUCAUCAUCUUUACCUUGUUGUAUAUAUAAGGACUAAUGGAAUUGACACAUGAUAGAAGAGUAUAAUAACUUGGCUGCAUAAGUUGCAUAGUUUUGCUAUGAAUUUUUUUUUUUA
Messenger RNA from Cicer arietinum (chickpea), 3176 nucleotides. RefSeq lists its product as uncharacterized. NCBI's taxonomy places the organism in Eukaryota, Viridiplantae, Streptophyta, Magnoliopsida, Fabales, Fabaceae. The record is from RefSeq and is a predicted model, not a curated record.